UAGGGGGAUAGAGAGCUAUCAAUCAGUGUUCCCUGUUUUCCACUGUUUUCGUGUCAGAAAUCCAUGUGUUUGGUUGCUGUAACAAAGAGAGAAAUUUUUUCCUUUCUUUCGGGACAGCAAAGAAACGAAGGGAAAAAAAAAGGGAAAACGCGGUUUCCUAUGAUUGAUUGCGGAUCCGGAAUAACUACUGCACCGUGCUGCAGUGGUGAUUUAGGAAAGGAUCAGAGUUUACUCGCACAUAUCGAGUUCUUUCUCUAAUACGCUCUCUUGGUCUGGGCGCAGAUUUAGUCGAUUAGGAUAACAUAUCCAAGAAGUGGAGGGUUAGGGUUUGUAAUCCUGCCCAAGUAAAACCGUAAAAUCUCUUCCUGGUGAAAAGAAAUAAUAAUAUAGAGAAAAGGGUGACUUGUGGAUGUGAGAGAAAGGGGGGAUGAUUUUAUCGGAAAGUGUAGCUUGAUCUCCAGUAUCUCUCUCACUGUUUGGGUUCUUGGUUCACUGUCAGGAGACAGGAGGAGGAGGAGGAGGAGGAGGAGGAGAAUUGGAGAGAGGUUUGGGUCUGGAUAGGUUCAUGGGCUUUAUGGUCUUGGGAUGGGAUAUCCCCGAAUCUCGCGAUCUCUUAUGAUUCGUGAUCUAGCUAGGUUUCAUCUGCUGCCCUCCUCCCAUCUCCAUCACUGAGUCUCUUUGCUCUCCGGCCGAUCCAUUGUCUGUUUAGUCUUUCCUUUGAGUUUCUUGGCUGGGAACAAGGGACUGCUGGUGUUGUUCUUGAGGUGCAUCGCUCGACCACUUACAAGUCAACCGGGGGGAUUUCUUAUGAAUUCCUCUGCGAUCUCGUUGGAGGCCGGUCGUGGAGGCGAGGAGUAGGUGAAGUGCUUCAUCCGAAGGAAGGGCUCUACUUUGAGAUGGAGUGGAAUACCAAGUCUUGCUCUCUCUGGGACUGGGAUAAUCUGGCGCUGUUUGGUGGGAAUUCCAAGCAGGAGCUGCAGACUAACUGGAAGGUUGAAGUCAAAGCCGCUGGAGGGAUUGACAACGGCUUGGUGUAUUCAUCUGUUGGCGGAGGCAGUGGCGGAGGUGGUGCCUGCUCUGGCUCUGAUUUGGGGAAUGGCUCCUCGUCUAAGAGCUCCAUCUCAGCCUCCAUUGAUUCUUCGUCAAAGGCGGGGGUAAAAAUAUCGGAGUUCAACUUUGAUGGAGUGAACAAGGAUUCGAUGAGAGUGCAGGAUGGUGGAUCAUCUGCGGCGGUGGUGACGGCGGCCAUGUCCCAGGAGUCUUUGAUUGGUCUGAAGCUUGGCAAGAGGACUUACUUUGAAGAUGUUUGCGCGGGGAGCAAUGUUAAGAACCUGCCAUCAUCUUCUUCUUCAGUAUCUGCGGUGCUGCCUGCAGGUGUGGUUAAGAAGCCUAGGGUGACUCAGCAGACUGUGCAAAGUACUUGCUGCCAGGUUGAAGGUUGUAACGUUGACCUGAGUGGAGCUAAAGAUUAUCACCGCAAGCACAGGGUCUGUGAAAACCAUUCCAAAUCCCCCAGGGUCAUUGUUGCUGGUCAGGAGCGUCGGUUUUGUCAGCAAUGUAGCAGGUUCCAUGAUUUGUCCGAGUUUGAUCAGAAGAAACGAAGCUGCCGUAGACGCCUUUCUGAUCACAAUGCACGUCGUCGCAAGCCACAGCCAGACACAAUCUCAUUUAACUCCACAAGGCUUUCUUCACCAUUUUAUGAUGAUCGGCAAAAUUUUCUCUGGAAUCAACCUCCAUUUGGUCAAAUGAGGCCCACAGUAAGUUCCACAUGGGAAGGCUCAUGUGACUUUAAAGUGUUGCAAAUGAAGGGGUCUUUGAUGAAGUCGACAAAAGUAGGGGGCAUUGAUGGACAGCUGCAUCUGCCUAACUCCCAGCGAUCAAAUACCUUUUCAACACUUUCUCAAGAAGUAGACAGGCUCUUGCCACUCAAGGGCACCCCUGCCGAAGUCCUCAAUCAUGGUCCGGAAGUGUCUUUAACUGCUUCAAACUUAGAUGGAGCACUGGAUCUUCGGCGUGCUCUCUCUCUUCUGUCAACCAAUUCGUGGGGUUCAGCUGACCCUGGAACAACAUCUUCUCUCGUCCAACUUGGCCACGCUAACCACACCGGCACAGCUCAGCCUGCAGUUCAUGUAAUGAGUUCAACCUCAGAGUAUUGGCAGGAUGAACAUGCCCUUGCUCAGCAUGGGCGGGUGCUUCCAAUUGCUGCACAUAGGAGUGGUAGCCAGUUCCAGGAGUUUCAGCUGCUUAGGUCUCCCUAUGAGACUACGUUCUUUGACUCUAAUCAGAUCCAUUGAUGCCCAAAAUCACAUUAACUGCUUUCUGGAUGGUAGAACCUGAGACCUUCAUCCUUUUGCAUCACCAAAAUUCCUGAGGCUGGAGUUCCGCAUUGCAGCAGUGGAAACUGGAUCUCAAAGGACGGCUUCAUGUUCUAAUUGUGCAUCAAGAGUGGUAAAUUAGAGGGCGUACAAUCUGUAUUGAUAUGUCUAUUGUCAGACGAUGAACCUUGAUUUAAGUUUGGGUCAGGGAAGCUUUUGCAAGACUUCAAAGGGGUACACCUUUGGAAGGGAAGUAGUUCUCGAGUGCUUUUACCUUUUGUAUGAUAAUCAUAAAUUGCAGGCAUUUCUUGUAAAACCAUUGCAUUGCGUUGGUCAGUUGCCUUGGCUCUGUUUCAGAUGAAACUUGAUCUUUGUGCUAAUAAUGGUCAAACCUCAGGUAUUGGUUUUUAU
This is a messenger RNA of Phoenix dactylifera (date palm), 2726 nucleotides long. Its product is annotated as squamosa promoter-binding-like protein 3. The record is from RefSeq and is a predicted model, not a curated record. Gene Ontology annotation, cellular component: nucleus. Gene Ontology annotation, molecular function: DNA binding. Lineage: Eukaryota; Viridiplantae; Streptophyta; Magnoliopsida; Arecales; Arecaceae.